Mesorhabditis spiculigera is the source of this 510-nucleotide messenger RNA. NCBI's taxonomy places the organism in Eukaryota, Metazoa, Nematoda, Chromadorea, Rhabditida, Rhabditidae. The record is from the annotation of a GenBank genome assembly.
AUGGAUGAAACGGGCGGAAUCGGCAAAGAUGGCCAGAUCCCAUGGCAUUCGCGAAAGGACUUCCAGUUUUUCGUCGAGAACACAACGAGGACGUCUAACCCUGAGGAAUGCGGUGAUAAUGGGCCGCAAAUGCUGGGAAUCUAUACCGUCACGAUUUCGCCCAUUAAAGGUAUCGUCAUAUCAGUCCUCAGCCGAACUAUGGAACCAGUCGAUGAUGGUGAACUGAUAGUCUCCGGAGAUCUCGAAGAGGUCCUGAGCAAGCUAACCGAGAUGCAGCAAAGAAAUGAGAUCGAGACUAUUUGGAACAUCGGCGGACGCGAUUUAUAUGGAUGGGCAUUGGAGAAUGGAAUUGCUGAGCGGCUUGUGGUUACCCAUAUUUCUGGAUGCUUUGACGCGAACAUCAAAAUGCCGCCGAUCGCCUGGGACGACUACGAAGAAGAUUGCAGCCUGAGAAGCGACGAACAGACGGACGGCCCUUUGAAGUUCGUUUGGCGCGUGUACAACCACAAA